Molecule: messenger RNA, 1407 nt
Organism: Folsomia candida
Lineage: Eukaryota; Metazoa; Arthropoda; Collembola; Entomobryomorpha; Isotomidae
Product: carboxypeptidase B
Exons: 11
Coding region: 64-1308 (414 amino acids)
Biological process (GO): proteolysis
Molecular function (GO): zinc ion binding; metallocarboxypeptidase activity
Source: RefSeq, a predicted model, not a curated record
CAUAUAUGUCUCACUCCUGCGACGCAAGCCCUCGCGUGUGGAUAAUCGUGAAAAAUCGUAACAAUGAAGAUCGUCUUCGUCCUGGCGGCCUGUUUGGCGGUCGCCUUGUCGACAAAGGUAAACUACGCGAAUUACAAGGUUUUCCGUAUUACCCCACAAAAUGAGGAACAGCGACAAAUCCUGCUCAAUUUGGAGGAAAACAAUCCUGGCGUCAUCUUCUGGAAACAUGUGAGGAAUGUCGGUUAUCCCGUUGACAUUAUGACGCCACCCCAUCUUCAAGCCAUGGUCGAAGACUUGGCCGACUUUAAGAUUGAAGUUAACGAAAUGCUCGGGGACGUUCAGAGUCUUAUCGUCGCCGAAGAGGCAGCCUCCGCCAAGGCUGAUCCAAGGCUGAGCUGGGAUGCUUAUUAUUCCGUUGAUGAGAUUAACGCUUUUAUCAACGAGACGGCCGCCGCUCACCCAACCAUUGCCACCACGGGUGUUUACGGGCGCUCCCACGAAGGUCGGGACCUAAACUAUAUCAGACUGAAUAAGGGAAACACUCGCAAGCCUGUGAUUUGGGUUGAUGCCAACAUUCACGCGAGGGAAUGGAUCACCAACGCCGUGUGCACCUGGAUCAUUAAGGAGCUCACCAGUGGUGAUGCUACCAACUGGUUGGACAACUUCAACUUCGUCAUCGCCCCCAUGCUCAACCCCGACGGGUACACGUACAGUCGAAGCACUGACCGAAUGUGGAGAAAGACACGAUCCAACUUUGCUCCAGGAUCCACCUGCAGGGGUGCUGACCCCAACAGGAACUUCCAAUUCGAUUGGAAUACCGGUGGUUCUAGCAAUGCUCCUUGCAGCGACACCUUCAUGGGAGUGUCCGCCCUUUCCGAACCGGAAGUCUCUGCUACGGCCGCAUUUAUCCAGAGUAUCGCCCAAACUGAUGACCUCGUCUUUUACCUCAGUCUUCACAGCUACAGUCAACUUAUCCUUAUCUCAUAUGGAACUGCUCGAGGUCGCAUUCCCGAUCAUAACAGGCACAUGACGGUUGGAAAUGCAGCCGCCGCGGCAAUUGCGCGUCGAUACGGGACUCAAUUCACCCCUGGAAAUAUUGUCGAGCUUCUAUAUGUCGCCAGUGGUGGAAGUGGAGAUCACGUGAAGGGAAUUAACAACCCCGACUUGGCUUACACUUUUGAGAUGCGAGACACUGGACGAUAUGGCUUCCUUCUGCCGCCAGAUCAAAUUAUUCCAAGCUGUUUGGAAUUCAUGGACGGGUUCAAUGUCAUCCUGACCGAUUUGGCUGCCAGACAUCCAGUCCCAUAAGAUGGGAGGGGCUCAGGCUAAAUUUCAUCUAGCUAUGAAGGAAACUAUGUGUAGAGAUUAGUAUCAGAAUAAAAUAAAAUAUCCGUAUUGCGAAAUAAU